Messenger RNA from Drosophila eugracilis, 409 nucleotides. RefSeq lists its product as uncharacterized. Lineage: Eukaryota; Metazoa; Arthropoda; Insecta; Diptera; Drosophilidae. The record is from RefSeq and is a predicted model, not a curated record. Gene Ontology annotation, cellular component: mitochondrion. The coding region runs from base 94 to 300 and encodes 68 amino acids. Gene Ontology annotation, biological process: mitochondrial electron transport, cytochrome c to oxygen. The transcript is spliced from 2 exons.
UAGAUCCGAGUGAAUGACAAAUCGUAAAGAAGAAGCAUUCUAACCUUACAGCAUUGAUUUUCGCCAGCAAAUUUUCCAAAUAAUAUUGAAAAAAUGUUCCAAAACAGUGCUGCUCGCCUCCUGGUCCCCGCUAUCCGUAGCGCAAUGCAAAGCCGAUGCCAGUCGGUAGUUUCUGGACCACCAACUCAGCACGUAUCCACCGCCGAGAAGGUGAUCCUUGGCGGCGGCAUGUGCGCUGCCUCCCUGUUUAUUCCCGCCUGGGUGCUCUACCACAUCCGGGACUACAAGGGCGGAAAGUAAUUUGGACUUGUUACCACAUAUAGAUAAUACCCCUGUAAAGUAAAGAGUGUCAAUACAUGAAUGGUGGCCCUGCGAUAGGGAAAUAAACUAUAAUGCGUUGAGCUACAAA